Messenger RNA from Papilio polytes (common Mormon), 982 nucleotides. RefSeq names its product tryptase beta-2-like. NCBI's taxonomy places the organism in Eukaryota, Metazoa, Arthropoda, Insecta, Lepidoptera, Papilionidae. The transcript has 8 exons. Bases 43 to 936 code for a protein of 297 amino acids. Gene Ontology annotation, molecular function: serine-type endopeptidase activity. Gene Ontology annotation, biological process: proteolysis. The record is from RefSeq and is a predicted model, not a curated record.
ACAAAAUAGUGAAUAUUUUUUUGUAUUUACUAAGAUUAAAUCAUGAGAUGGUCCGUAAUAUUAGUGUUGGUUUUAAUCUCCUAUGUUACAAAUGUACAAGUGUUGGAUAGCAACAUAAAAUGUGGCUUGUCCAACCUUGGUGGCUUUCAAGUUCGCAUGGACAACGGUUUUGCAGACUUCGGGGAGUUUCCAUGGAUGAUUGCUGUUAUCAAAAAAUCCAAUAUGACGUCUACAGAAUGGUCUAAUAAGGAUUACGUGUGCGCCGGUACUCUCAUACACCCCUCAGUGAUACUUACGAGCACCCGGGCUAUCAGCAAAUACGAGACGAAUGAGAUCAAAUGCAGGGCAGGAGAAUGGGACAAAACCUCAGAAAAUGAAGAAUAUAUGCACCAAGAACGAAACGUACGAAAAAUAGUCAAUCAUCAACAUUACUUCAGAGAUUCAGUAUUAAAUUCUGUGAGUUUAAUAUUCCUGGAAGAGCCAUUUAAUUUAAUAAUCGCGCCGCACGUGGGCGCAGCGUGCGUGGGUCAGACGCUGCCAGAGCCGGGGACUCAGUGCUUCGGCACGGGAUGGGGAAAGUCCGCUAAUACCAAGGAGACUAACGUACUUAAAAAGAUUCCGGUAAAUCUUCUGAGUUCUGCUGACUGUCAAGAGAAAUUGAGGAAGACACAAUUAGGAAAAUUCUUCAAGUUGCACAAUAGUCUGACUUGCGGAAGCUCACCUGAUGAUAGCUGCAAGGGCGACCACGCGGCGCCACUUGUCUGUCCAGUAAAGGAUGUGAGUACAAGAUACGUGGUGUACGGUAUGAGUGCCUACCGUAUAAACGAAAGUGGCGCCCCCUGCGCUUAUGUCAAAGUUCCCGCCUUUUACAACUGGAUAGGAGAGAAGAUGGCUGAAGAAGGAUUUUAUUCAAAUUCGUAUACUUACGUGUCUUAAUUUCUACGCUAUUUCUGUUGUAAAUAAAUAAAAUCUUAUCGAGUUA